Messenger RNA from Plasmopara halstedii, 174 nucleotides. RefSeq lists its product as uncharacterized. The record is from RefSeq and is a predicted model, not a curated record. NCBI's taxonomy places the organism in Eukaryota, Oomycota, Peronosporomycetes, Peronosporales, Peronosporaceae. Bases 1 to 174 code for a protein of 57 amino acids. The transcript is spliced from 2 exons.
AUGGAUCUUCUCGCGGGCUUAUACGACCCCAUCUUUAGCGCUCCAACCAGGCCUCAGGACCCGAAAAUUGUGCUUCGCGUAUUGUGCUACAUCCCCCAUAUCGACAUAAGCAAUAGAGUGAAGGCAAAAGUUUUAGUGCGAGACAAACCUUACGGAAGACCGCCUAUGAAAUGA